AUGAUCUGUUCGCUGUCAGUUUCAACGCAUCACGAUGGACCUCAACGAUACACCGUAAACGGUCAGAACCUCGGCAUUGCAGAUGCUGUCAAACAGCAUCCGGAAUUGGUUCGCGAGGCGCUUGCUGAAGGUCUCCUUUCUAUACCUCUUGAAGAUUCGCACGUUACUCGGAUCCGACUUCACGAAAAUUUCCGUCGCUCUCUCAACGCCAAACGAGACGUCACACCGUAUCGGUUACAGAGCGUCAUCAAUAAGGCUCGUCGUGAAAACCUUGAUCCAAACUCACCAGAUGCAAAAAUCUACGAGCACGGGGGCGCCAAUGCCAUUGCGGCAUAUGCUGCGGCGGCGGCAGAUCAACAACAUGUCUUAUCGCUCCUAGAAACACUUCCCGACCAUGAUCUUCGUCGUUUACUUAAAGCAAUCGAUGAGAUUGAACCGCAUCCUGAUCUUCGCUAUAUGACUGAAAGAGCGUGCCGAAAGACAUCCACCGUAUCGUCCAAGCGUAAACACAUAGCUGGACCACGGCGACGUCACACUGCUCGACAGAUCAGCUUUCGCUGGAAAAGAUGA
This is a messenger RNA of Fusarium mangiferae, 570 nucleotides long. RefSeq lists its product as uncharacterized. NCBI's taxonomy places the organism in Eukaryota, Fungi, Ascomycota, Sordariomycetes, Hypocreales, Nectriaceae. The transcript has a single exon. The record is from RefSeq and is a predicted model, not a curated record. The coding region runs from base 1 to 570 and encodes 189 amino acids.